Molecule: messenger RNA, 2289 nt
Organism: Eimeria tenella
Lineage: Eukaryota; Apicomplexa; Conoidasida; Eucoccidiorida; Eimeriidae
Product: sodium/hydrogen exchanger, putative
Exons: 11
Coding region: 1-2289 (762 amino acids)
Biological process (GO): sodium ion transport; proton transmembrane transport; regulation of pH
Cellular component (GO): membrane
Molecular function (GO): sodium:proton antiporter activity
Source: RefSeq, a predicted model, not a curated record
AUGGCUACCAAAGUGCUGCUGCUAGUUCUGCUGCUGCUUAAUGCCCCUAAUGCACUUCUGGCCUCUUCGGGGUCGGACACGGUGGGACCUCCCAGUGCAGCAACAGCAGCAACAACAGCAGCAGCAGCAGCAGCAGCACAAACGACAGCACGCUUAGGCUUGCCGCUGCCGCCUCGGCGUCUAGACUACGCCGAAGAGCCCAGUAACAACAACAACGACGAAGCCAGCAACAGCAGCAACAGCAGCAGCAGCAGCAUCGGGGGCACCGAUGGUAGCCGGAGCAGCAGCAGCACGGACAACAAUGCGGACACACGUGGCAGCAGCGAAAAUGAUGAAGGCAGCAGCAGCAGCAACAGCAACAGCAGCAGCGGCAGCAGCAACGGCAGCAGCAGCAGCAGCUGGGAAGGCGAGGCUGGGGACAUCCUCAGCAGCAGCGAGAAAGAGGUGGUUAUGUCCGUGGGUUUGCUGCUGCUGCUGCUGGUCGUUGCUGCUGCUUUGUUUAUAUCUCUUGCUGCUAGGCGCAUGCAGCAGCUACUGCUGCAGGUCCCUUUGGUGGCUACACUCCUCGGCGUGCUGCUGGGGGCGCUGCUGCAGCAGCAGCAGCAGCACAGCAGCAGCAGCUUCAGAAGCAUUUUGGCUCUCAAGGAAGAAGUCUUCUUUGUGCUGCUGCUCCCUCCAAUUGUUUUCCAGGGUGGUUUGGAGCUGGUGCAGCGGCCCUUUGGCUGCGUCUUUGCGGAAAACUUCGGAGGCGUUUUGUGGCUCGCUGUGGGCGCCACAGUCUGCAGCACUUUGCUCAUUGGCACCCACAUGCUGGGCGCAGGUUUGCUGCUGCCAGGCGUGUCUUUCAGCCCCCGCCGGGCCUUCGCCGUGGGCGCUCUGAUCUCUUCAACAGAUCCUGUGGCGGUUUUGAGUGCCUUCAGAGACCUGCGGGCCAAAAUGCUCAUACACGUCCUCGUGUUUGGAGAAAGCCUGUUGAACGACGCAGUGACUCUGGUGAUGUACCGCGCAAUUGCUGACGGAGAAAGAGAAACAGGAUUUGCUGCUGCUGCUGCUGCUUUUCUCUGCACCUUCGCGGCCUCCACGGCCAUUGGGCUGCUCACCGGCGCUGCUGCUGCUCUUGUCUACAAGCACAUCGACUGGAACCGAGAAGAUGCCACUUUGGAAGUGGCGCUGCUGAUGCUUUUCCCCUGGUUGGCUUUUCUCAUCGCUGACGGCUGCGGCUUCAGCGGGAUUGUCUCCAUAUGCUUCUGUGGAGUGUCGAUGGGGAAAUAUGCUUUUAUGAAUCUCUCACAACGAGCGCAAGUUGCUGCGCGAUCGGUUUUUGGGUCGCUCGCGCUGCUGUCGGAAUGCCUCUCCUUUGUCUUUCUUGGCCUCGCCCCCUUUUCUUUCGAUUUGCUGCCACUCAAAGAAGCCUUUUUGUUUCUUACGGGCGGCGCUGCUGCAGUUGUAGCCGCACGGGCGCUGAGCGUGUACUUAACUUGCUUCCUGAUGAACUUCUUUAGAGGCCGCAAGCGGCUGUCUUUGAAGGAGCAGCACGCGGUGGCUCUCUGCGGGCUGAGGGGGACAGUCGCCUUUGCGCUGGCGGAAAGGGCUCAGCAUGACUUUGGGGGCCGAGAGGGACAGGCCAUCCUGACGUUCACUUUAGUGGUGUGUCUGUCGUCAGUGCUUCUGUUGACACCGGCGCUGUUGUUCGCACUGAGGCCUCUGGGGGUUUUCGCGGACGACUUUGAAGGUGACGGAGCUGCUGCUACUGGGGAGCUGCCGCUGCACAGCAGCAGCAGCAGCAGCAGCGGCUCAGCAGAGCUGACCAACCAGCAGCAGCAGCAGCAGCAGAGGAGCGUCUGGUGUAAAAACAACUGCUGCGAAUACCUGCGGCGACGGCUGCGUCUGCUGGAUCGGAACUACCUGACGCCCUUUUUCGCAAGUCCCUUGAGACCUCGUGGGCGGCCGGGAGAAGCAGCAGUUGAGCUGCAGCAGCUAACUGCAGAAGAAAAGCAGCAGCAGCAACAACAGCAGCAGCAGCAGCAAGAGCAGCAGCAGCAGCAGCAGCAGCAGCUGCUGCCGCUGCAGCGACGACGGGGCCAUGAGGUGUAUCUACAUCUUCCGCAAGCCACAGAAGCUGAGGGGCCUCUUGCUGCUGAAGAUUUGGCUAUCGGCGAGCCGCUGCAGCAGCAGAAGUCUCUGCCGCCGCGGCAGCAACAUGAAAAAGAGCAGCAGCAGCAGCAGCAGGAGCUGGAGCAGCAGCGCUCCGCUCCGUUAGAGCGAUUGGAAACGAAACAGCAGAUGUAG